Molecule: messenger RNA, 372 nt
Organism: Rhineura floridana
Lineage: Eukaryota; Metazoa; Chordata; Lepidosauria; Squamata; Rhineuridae
Product: zinc finger protein ubi-d4-like
Exons: 1
Coding region: 1-372 (123 amino acids)
Cellular component (GO): nucleus
Source: RefSeq, a predicted model, not a curated record
AUGGCGGCGGUGGUACAGAAUGUGGUGAAGCUCCUCGGCGAGCAAUAUUAUAAGGACGCCAUGGAACAGUGCCACAACUACAAUGCCCGCCUGUGUGCCGAGAGGAGUGUCCGGUUGCCCUUCCUGGACUCGCAGACUGGAGUGGCUCAGAGCAACUGCUACAUUUGGAUGGAGAAGCGACACAGGGGGCCAGGCUUGGCAUCUGGCCAGCUCUAUUCCUACCCGGCUCGACGCUGGCGGAAAAGACGUCGUGCUCACCCUCCUGAGGAUCCAAGGCUUUCCUUCCCUUCCAUUAAACCAGGAAGAGAACCAGCAACUUACAACUUGCUUGGGAGUGAUGCAGAAGGGGUAGUCAGAGGGCAGCCCUCGUGA